Fulvia fulva is the source of this 1221-nucleotide messenger RNA. RefSeq lists its product as uncharacterized. The record is from RefSeq and is a predicted model, not a curated record. The transcript has a single exon. Bases 1 to 1221 code for a protein of 406 amino acids. Lineage: Eukaryota; Fungi; Ascomycota; Dothideomycetes; Mycosphaerellales; Mycosphaerellaceae.
AUGUCGAGAUUCAACGACAACCUCGGCCGCAAAAGGAGGAGAUGCGACAAUCUUGAUAUCGAUGGCACCGCAGCACUUGGUGGAACACAGCAAGUACCGCAAGGGUCGAAACCACAAAAGCUAGAUAGUGCCGACGACCCUGUUCCAGAUCGCUCAGAUCUUCCAGCGAACUCGAUCGCGCGCCAAAAAGACCCCUUUGGACAGGAGGAAUACAACAGAAAGCUCAAUGCAGGGGAACUGAGGUACCCGAUCAAAGGCGUGCCUCCAUCCGAGUGGAAGGUUAUUGAGCCUGAAUGGGUAAGGAACGCCAUGUUUUCCUCCCUCGCCGCAGAAGUGUGGAGAUCAAACGGCGAAUACUACAGGCGUCAGGCGAUGGGCCUUCCAGGAUUUCCACAAGGCGAUGAAACCGACAGCGACGAUGAGAUUGUUGUCCAGGGAAAUGGCGAAGAGACAGAAGUCGACGAUGACGCAGCUACAUCGGAGCCUUCGACAGAUUCUGAUGGCUCUGUAUCGAUAGAUCCAGAAGAUUUCGAUAUAGCAAACGUGUUGUUGUCCAUCAGACAUGAACCUGACGGAGUUCACGAGCCUCGUGCAGUAGCAGCUCAGGCCGCAGCUUUCUAUCAGACUUCAAAGGGCCCAUCUCACUCCGUAAAGAGCAAUUAUCAACCAGAGGCGGGAUUAGUCUUUGAUCCGUCACUAAAGAGACGGGAUUCGGGAUUCCCACAUUCGGAGAAUUCACCUACUACUCAGGCAAGCUCCAAGCAGCUUGAAUCCCCAAAGCCGGUCUCUAAACCUCGCCAACGUAGUAAGAAGACGAUGUCCGACGCAGACAACGGCGACACAGAAGACCUAGCGAAUCGGUAUCGCAACGGCCAAGAUUGGAAUGAAGAGGAACAUGACAUGAUGAUACUGCUACGCUAUGGUCAUCUUGGCAAGCCAUGGGGCUGGGAGCAGGUCGCUGAAGUCAUCGCGAGGACUGCGGCCAUUCGAAAGGUUGCAUUUGAGAUGAAUUUUACGAAAGAUACGCCUUUGAAGCGGGCUAGGUGGUCUCAGAGUGACCAGAGGACGUUGCUGGAGUGUCGUGAGAAGGGCUGGACGUACCGAGCGAUUGCUGAGGGUGAUGUGCUAACAAUCGAGAGGACUGUGCUGGAGUGUCAGUUGCAGGUCAGACUGCUCAUGCAUCUGCAGUACAGCACUCGAGCGCGAGCGUCACAGUCGUGA